GACAGGUUUUUAUAUAUCUCCCUCUUUAUUUCUACCCUGAAAGAACCAAUCUUAGCACUAGAACUAUGAAGCGCUGUCAAGAUAUACAAACAGAGAAGGCCUCAGGGCCAGAAGGACUGGCGCUUUCUUAUAAAACUUUCUGCUCAGGGGGGCGUGUCUAGCAGCGCAUGGUGGCGGUCGCAUAGUUCGUGUGCUCCGCUAACCACUGGGCCUGAUAGCGGCUACGCAGCGUUGGUACCCUGGUUCUUGCCCUAGAAACCCCUGGUUCCGAUCGGGGAGCAUACUGCCUACAUGGUGAUGACCCGCAACAGAGGAAAGAAUAAAAGCCCUAUGAAGCUCACCGCGUUCUUUCCGGCGGCGGAGGCCGCUCAAGAUGGCGCAGCUGCAUCUCCUGUGCAGCUGUCCGGGGCGCCUUCCUCCAACGGCUCUGCAUCCCCGGCUACAGGCAGCGCUUCUCCGGCAUCCUCCUCACCCAGAGCAGACAGUGAGAAGAGCGGCUCGACGACUCAGAAGCUACUGACCGGCUCUGGCGGACCCUCAGUUACAUCUGGGCCCUCUCAGGUACGCUAUCCUCCAGCUACCCCUGCGCCUCAGUGCUCUGGAGCCCGCCAUGAGACGGAGACUGGGCUCUCCUCCCAAUCACCACUCACUGAGUCAAUAAUGAGGGGACUGCUAGCUGAGCUGCGAAGUUCUCUGCACGCAGAUAUCCAAAGUGCGGUCUCUAGUAUUCAGUCUGAGAUCUCCUCGCUGGGAACUCGCACUUCACAUAUAGAGAACAAGAUGGCUGAGCUCACCUCGUCCCACAAUGAGGUGGUGGAUGUGGCUAACUCUCUAGAAGAUGAGGUCGCGGCGUUGAAACUCAAGAUUGCGGAUAUGGAGGACCGGUCUCGCCGCAAUAAUUUGCGGGUGCACGGCGUACCCGAAUCAGUUAAAACUGAGGAUCUCAAUGCUUACCUUACAGACUUCUUUGCGCUUCUUCUGCCCCAAGCUUCCUCUAUGGAUUUGCUGAUGGAUAGGGUUCAUAGACUGCCCAAGCCCAAGGCGCUCCCGGCUACGGUCCCUAGAGAUGUGAUCCUCAGAAUGCAUUUCUUUCACAUUAAAGAGAAAUUGCUGCAUGAGGCUCGCUCGGGUGGCCUCCUCCCUGCCUGACCGAUUUGCGGAGUCGCAACUGUAUACUGAUUUGUCAGCGGCUACCUUAGCCAGAAGACGUGAGCUUGGUGCAGGAGCUAAAGUUCUACGUGAUAAUGGCAUCCCCUACAAAUGGGGAUAUCCUGUUAAAAUGAUCGUCACACGCAACGGGGGUAAGAUGGUGGUCUCUUCGCCGGAGGAACUUAACCGCUUAUGCGCGGAAUGGAAUUUACUUACACUGACCUCCUCUCCCCGUUCCACCGGAGCAUCUCCUCUCCCGGGAGUUACAGAGGAAUGGCACUUGGUCACCAACAGGAAGCGAAAAAGUCAUUAGAGCUUCAACUGGUUUUGCUGGACCGAGACGACACCUGGCUCGUGAUCCUUAUCUGGGAUUGAAAGGUGCUUAGCACGUACGAAUUCUCAUUGCACAGCUCCUGGGAAACAAGGGGCACAGGUUGUGGCCUUAGAAGGUAACAAUGGGGUGCAUCAUAGAAUAUUUAGCAAAGAAGAUUGGUCUUUCAUCAAACCAGCUCUUAAAGUGUGUCCUACUGAACACUGCAAUUGAGCUCUUCAGUUACAUUGAUGCUCCACCUUAUUCCUCUUCAGGUUAUCUUUACCAGGAUUGGAGUAUGGAUGACUUUGACUACUUCUAUAAUGCUUCUCCUGACACAGGACAAACUGUAGAGAAUGCUGAUAGUUGGCUCCCAGAUCGGAUCACUGAUCAAGCUGUGCCAAACCAAGAGCCAUCGAUGGAGGACACAGCCUGCAUCGCUACACUGAAUGAGUUGGAAACUAUGUAUUUGCCCAUACCAGAACAUUUGUGUGGUACAUCAGAUUCUAAUUCCAUAAAGAAAUGGGGCAAAGCUGAGUCUUUCUACUAUCUGGUUGGCCCUGAUAACCUUUGGUUGGAAUUUCCCUUGACUAUGGAUAUGCAAGCUCCACCAUGUGCUGCUACAUGGUCUACCCAAGAUUACUUAACCUUCUGUGGUGGUAAAGAACUUUCCUUCCUAAACACCAGCCCUGGGGUAAGCAGAGAGACAAAAAGACAAGAGAGUAAUCUAAAUACAUGUGCUGUCCAGACCACUGAAGACCUACUACACACUGUGGACAACUCUGAGAGGGACUUCCUCUAUAGUUUACUUCAUCAUGAAGCGGAAGCUAAAGAGAGUAUUAUUUGGGACAGCUAUGAUCUACAUUUAUCCAGAAGCCCUAUGGAGUGUGCACAUACAAAAUCGUGGGAAACUAAAGAGCAAGACUUUCCAAACAUCGAAGACUUAUUUACACUUGUGGUGACGUCCGCCAUUAGGAAGAUAGUGGGAGAAAAAUUUGUGCACGCGCAGCCUCCUUCUCCUGCUAUCUUCGGCUGCAAUAACUGGAGUUAUAACGGACUUCAGAGAAAUCGCAUUCAAGUGAAUGGGAUCCUCCUUUACCAGUUGACUCCAGAGGAAGAACUGGUGCUUCUGGCUCAGGAAGAUGUGGAGGCCCUUCUAGGCGCUGACUUCUAUCCUCUAUGUGAUGUUGCUGAAGACACUUAUUCUCCCAAGCAUACAACAAAGCUUCUCGGAGAGCAUCCCGUGUCCUCUACCCCAUAUGUACAGAAAACCCGAGCCUCUAUCCAGAGGGGUGGUGUAGCAGCACCUGAUGAUGUACCUGAUUCUUUUUUGCCUUCUGUCCUAUUUGCGAAUGACUCCAGCUGACUGGACCCCUGCAAAGACUAUUGGUGACGCCACCAUCAGAGAUUCUGCCGCUUAAAUGCUACAAACUGCCACCCCUUCAACAUGGCACUGUAUUGUCACUGCUCUGAUUGUGAAUGUAAUGUACUUUUUAGGAUUUUAACUUAAAUCUAUAUCUGUAAGCCAGCGAGAGAUACAGAAAGGUAUCACAUCACCUGUUUGUCUUUUUUCACUGUUUUAUAUAUAUUUUUUUUCUCCAAUUUUUACAUGCACUAGGUUUGUAAUAUAGAAGUUGAAUUGCCACAAUUAUCACGAUUUUCUGCACUUACUGUGAAUAUUUACUCUUCACUAUGAUAUAACUUGUCACAAUUUGAAUAUUUCUUUAUAAUGCAUGAUCACGUUUCACAAUUUAAACAUAUUUAUGUACAGUCUGUA
This is a messenger RNA of Hyla sarda, 3236 nucleotides long. RefSeq lists its product as uncharacterized. The coding region runs from base 1605 to 2825 and encodes 406 amino acids. The record is from RefSeq and is a predicted model, not a curated record. NCBI's taxonomy places the organism in Eukaryota, Metazoa, Chordata, Amphibia, Anura, Hylidae. The transcript is spliced from 10 exons.